Molecule: messenger RNA, 5187 nt
Organism: Schistocerca nitens (vagrant locust)
Lineage: Eukaryota; Metazoa; Arthropoda; Insecta; Orthoptera; Acrididae
Product: repetitive organellar protein-like
Exons: 20
Coding region: 1-5187 (1728 amino acids)
Cellular component (GO): cytoskeleton
Source: RefSeq, a predicted model, not a curated record
AUGUCGAAAAGUACCGAUAUAUCGAAAAGUACCGAUAUAUCGAAAAGUACCGAUAUGUCGAUAAGUACCGAUAUAUCGAUAAGUACCGAUAUACCGAAAAGUACCGAUAUAUCGAAAAGUACCGAUAUAUCGAUAAGUACCGAUAAAUCGAUAAGUGCCGAUAUAUCGAUAAGUACCGAUAUAUCGAUAAGUACCGAUAUAUCGAUAAGUACCGAUAUAUCGAAAAGUGCCGAUAUAUCGAAAAGUACCGAUAUAUCGAAAAGUACCGAUAUAUCGAAAAGAACCGAUAUAUCGAAAAGUACCGAUAUAUCGAAAAGUACCGAUAUAUCGAAAAAUAUCGAUAAGUACCGAAAAGAUAUCGAUAAGUACCGAAAAGAUAUCGAAAAGUACCGAGAAGAUAUCGAAAAGUACCGAAAAGAUAUCGAAAAGUAUCGAAAAGAUAUCGAAAAGUAUCGAAAAGAUAUCGAAAAGUAUCGAUAUAUAUCGAAAAGUAUCGAUAUAUAUCGAAAAUAUCGAUAUAUCGAUAAGUACCGAAAAGAUAUCGAAAAGUACCGAAAAGAUAUAGAUAAGUAUCGAAAAGAUAUCGAUAAGUAUCGAAAAGAUAUAGAUAAGUACCGGAAAGAUAUCGAAAAGUACCGAAAAGAUAUCGAAAAGUACCGGAAAGAUAUCGAAAAGUACCGAAAAGAUAUCGAAAAGUACCGAAAAGAUAUCGAAAAGUACCGAAAAGAUAUCGAAAAGUACCGAAAAGAUAUCGAAAAGUACCGAAACGAUAUCGAAAAGUACCGAAAAGAUUUCGAAAAGUACCGAAAAGAUUUCGAAAAGUACCGAAAAGAUUUCGAAAAGUAUCGAAAAGAUAUCGAAAAGUAUCGAAAAGGUAUAGAUAAGUAUCGAAAAGAUAUCGAUAAGUAUCGAAAAGAUAUAGAUAAGUAUCGAAAAGAUAUCGAUAAGUAUCGAAAAGAUAUCGAAAAGUAUCGAAAAGAUAUCGAAAAGUAUCUAUAUAUAUCGAAAAGUAUCUAUAUAUAUCGAAAAGUAUCUAUAUAUAUCGAAAAGUAUCUAUAUAUAUCGAAAAGUAUCUAUAUAUAUCGAAAAGUAUCUAUAUAUAAUGAAAAGUAUCGAUAUAUAAUUAAAAUAUCGAUAUAUAAGUACCGAAAAGAUAUCGAAAAGUACCGAAAAGAUAUCGAAAAGUACCGAAAAGAUAUCGAAAAGUACCGAAAAGAUAUCGAAAAGUAUCGAAAAGAUAUCGAAAAAUAUCGAAAAGUACCGAAAAGAUAUCGAAAAGUACCGAAAAGAUAUCGAAAAGUACCGAAAAGAUUUCGAAAAGUACCGAAAAGAUAUCGAAAAGUACCGAAAAGAUAUCGAAAAGUACCGAAAAGAUAUCGAAAAGUACCGAAAAGAUAUCGAAAUGUACCGAAAAGUACCGAAAAGUACCGAAAAGAUAUCGAAAAGUACCGAAAAGAUAUCGAAAAGUACCGAAAAGAUAUCGACAAGUACCGAAAAGAUAUCGACAAGUACCGAAAAGAUAUCGACAAGUACCGAAAAGAUAUCGACAAGUACCGAAAAGAUAUCGACAAGUACCGAAAAGAUAUCAACAAGUACCGAAAAGAUAUCGAAAAGUACCGAAAAGAUAUCGAAAAGUAUCGAAAAGAUAUCGAAAAGUAUCGUAGAGAUAUCGAAAAGUAUCGAAAAGAUAUCGAAAAGUAUCGAUAUAUCGAUAAGUAUCGAUAUAUCGAAAAAUAUCGAAAAGUAUCGAAAAGAUAUCGAAAAGUAUCGAAAAGAUAUCGAAAAGUAUCGAAAAGAUAUCGAAAAGUAUCGAAUGAUAUCGAAAAGUAUCGAUAUAUCGAUAAGUAUCGAUAUAUCGAAAAGUAUCGAUAUGUCGAAAAGUACCGAUAUAUCGAUAAAAAAGAUAUCGAAAAGUACAGAAAAGAUAUCGAAAAGUACAGAAAAGAUAUCGAAAAGUACAGAAAAGAUAUCGAAAAGUACCGAAAAGAUAUCGAAAAGUACCGAAAAGAUAUCGAAAAGUACCGAAAAGAUAUCGAAAAGUACCGAAAAUAUAUCGAAAAGUACCGAAAAGAUAUCGAAAAGUACCGAAAAGAUAUCGACAAGUACCGAAAAGAUAUCGACAAGUACCGAAAAGAUAUCGACAAGUACCGAAAAGAUAUCGAAAAGUACCGAAAAGAUAUCGAAAAGUAUCGUAAAGAUAUCGAAAAGUAUCGAAAAGACAACGAAAAGUAUCGAUAUAUCGAUAAGUAUCGAUAUAUCGAUAAGUAUCGAUAUAUCGAUAAGUAUCCAUAUAUCAAUAAGUAUCCAUAUAUCGAUAUAUCGAUAAGUAUCGAUAUAUCGAUAAUAUCGAUAUAUAAUGAAAAGUAUCGAAAAGAUAUCGAAAAGUAUCGAAAAGAUAUCGAAAAGUAUCGAAAAGAUAUCGAAAAGUAUCGAAAAGAUAUCGAAAAGUAUCGAAAAGAUAUCGAAAAGUAUCGAAAAGAUCGAAGAAAAGAUAUCGAAAAGUAUCGAUAUAUCAAUAAGUAUCGAUAUAUCGAUAAUAUCGAUAUAAUGAAAAGUAUCGAAAAGAUAUCGAAAAGUAUCGAAAAGAUAUCGAAAAGUAUCGAAAAGAUAUCAAAAAGUAUCGAAAAGACAUCGAAAAGUAUCGAAAAGAUAUCGAAAAGUAUCGAAAAGAUAUCGAAAAAUAUCGAAAAGUACCGAAAAGAUAUCCAAAAGUACCGAAAAGAUAUCGAAAAGUACCGAAAAGAUAUCGAAAAGUACCGAAAAGAUAUCGAAAAGUACCGAAAAGAUAUCGAAAAGUAUCGAAAAGAUAUCGAAAAGUAUCGAAAAGAUAUCGAAAAGUAUCGAAAAGAUAUCGAAAAGUAUCUAUAUAUAAUGAAAAAUAUCGAUAAGUAUCGAAAAGAUAUUGAUAAGUAUCGAAAAGAUAUCGAUAAGUAUCGAAAAGAUGUCGAAAAGUAUCGAAAAGAUAUCGAUAAGUAUCGAAAAGAUGUCGAAAAGUAUCGAAAAGACAUCGAAAAGUAUCGAAAAGAUAUCGAAAAGAUAUCGAAAAGUAUCGAAAAGAUAUCGAAAAGUAACGAAAAGAUAUCGAAAAGUAUCUAUAUAUAUCGAAAAGUAUCUAUAUAUAAUGAGAAGUAUCGAUAUAUAAUUAAAAUAUCGAUAUAUAAGUACCGAAAAGAUAUCGAAAAGUACCGAAAAGAUAUCGAAAAGUACCGAAAAGAUAUCGAAAAGUAUCGAAAAGGUAUCGAAAAGUAUCGAAAAGGUAUCGAAAAUACCGAUAAAUCGAUAAGUGCCGAUAUAUCGAUAAGUACCGAUAUAUCGAUAAGUGCCGAUAUAUCGAUAAGUACCGAUAUAUCGAAAAGUGCCGAUAUAUCGAAAAGUACCGAUAUAUCGAAAAGUACCGAUAUAUCGAAAAGAACCGAUAUAUCGAAAAGUACCGAUAUAUCGAAAAAUAUCGAUAAGUACCGAAAAGAUAUCGAUAAGUACCGAAAAGGCAUCGAAAAGUACCGAGAAGAUAUCGAAAAGUACCGAAAAGAUAUCGAAAAGUAUCGAAAAGAUAUCGAAAAGUAUCGAAAAGAUAUCGAAAAGUAUCGAUAUAUAUCGAAAAGUAUCGAUAUAUAUCGAAAAGUAUCUAUAUAUAAGGAAAAGUAUCGAUAUAUAAGGAAAAUAUCGAUAUAUAAUAAAAAGUAUCGAAAAGAUAUCGAAAAGUAUCGAAAAGAUAUCGAAAAGUAUCGAAAAGAUAUCGAAAAGUAUCGAAAAGAUAUCGAAAAGUAUCGAAAAGAUAUCGAAAAGUAUCGAUAUAUCGAUAAGUAUCGAUAUAUCGAAAAGUAUCGAUAUGUCGAAAAAAAAGAUAUCGAAAAGUACAGAAAAGAUAUCGAAAAGUACAGAAAAGAUAUCGAAAAGUACAGAAAAGAUAUCGAAAAGUACCGAAAAGAUAUCGAAAAGUACCGAAAAGAUAUCGAAAAGUACCGAAAAGAUAUCGAAAAGUACCGAAAAGAUAUCGAAAAGUACCGAAAAGAUAACGAAAAGUACCGAAAAGAUUUCGAAAAGUACCGAAAAGAUAUCGAAAAGUACCGAAAAGAUAUCGAAAAGUACCGAAAAUAUAUCGAAAAGUACCGAAAAGAUAUCGAAAAGUACCGAAAAGAUAUCGACAAGUACCGAAAAGAUAUCGACAAGUACCGAAAAGAUAUCGACAAGUACCGAAAAGAUAUCGAAAAGUACCGAAAAGAUAUCGAAAAGUAUCGUAAAGAUAUCGAAAAGUAUCGAAAAGACAACGAAAAGUAUCGAUAUAUCGAUAAGUAUCGAUAUAUCGAUAAGUAUCGAUAUAUCGAUAAGUAUCCAUAUAUCAAUAAGUAUCCAUAUAUCGAUAUAUCGAUAAGUAUCGAUAUAUCGAUAAUAUCGAUAUAUAAUGAAAAGUAUCGAAAAGAUAUCGAAAAGUAUCGAAAAGAUAUCGAAAAGUAUCGAAAAGAUAUCGAAAAGUAUCGAAAAGAUAUCGAAAAGUAUCGAAAAGAUCGAAGAAAAGAUAUCGAAAAGUAUCGAUAUAUCAAUAAGUAUCGAUAUAUCGAUAAUAUCGAUAUAAUGAAAAGUAUCGAAAAGAUAUCGAAAAGUAUCGAAAAGAUAUCGAAAAGUAUCGAAAAGAUAUCAAAAAGUAUCGAAAAGACAUCGAAAAGUAUCGAAAAGAUAUCGAAAAGUAUCGAAAAGAUAUCGAAAAAUAUCGAAAAGUACCGAAAAGAUAUCCAAAAGUACCGAAAAGAUAUCGAAAAGUACCGAAAAUAUAUCGAAAAGUACCGAAAAGAUAUCGAAAAGUACCGAAAAGAUAUCGAAAAGUAUCGAAAAGAUAUCGAAAAGUAUCGAAAAGAUAUCGAAAAGUAUCGAAAAGAUAUCGAAAAGUAUCUAUAUAUAAUGAAAAAUAUCGAUAAGUAUCGAAAAGAUAUUGAUAAGUAUCGAAAAGAUAUCGAUAAGUAUCGAAAAGAUGUCGAAAAGUAUCGAAAAGAUAUCGAUAAGUAUCGAAAAGAUGUCGAAAAGUAUCGAAAAGACAUCGAAAAGUAUCGAAAAGAUAUCGAAAAGAUAUCGAAAAGUAUCGAAAAGAUAUCGAAAAGUAACGAAAAGAUAUCGAAAAGUAUCUAUAUAUAUCGAAAAGUAUCUAUAUAUAAUGAGAAGUAUCGAUAUAUAAUUAAAAGUAUCGAUAUAUAA